Messenger RNA from Podarcis lilfordi (Lilford's wall lizard), 9476 nucleotides. NCBI's taxonomy places the organism in Eukaryota, Metazoa, Chordata, Lepidosauria, Squamata, Lacertidae. The record is from the annotation of a GenBank genome assembly.
GGGAGGCGGACUUUGGCGGACUCCGGGAGCCUCUUGCCGGCGGGUUGAGAGGAGCGGAGGAGGGAGGCGGCUCCGGGCUGGUCUUCUGCAAGCAGGUGCUUCUUUGGGUUCAGUCCUUGGCCGCGACCCCCUUCCGUGGGGAAGGGAAGGGUCUCAAAGCCCCCGCCGCGCCCCUUAGGAUACUAGGGUGCCCAGGUGCGGAAAGAGGGCAGGGGUCCUGCACCUGGAAUGGUUGUUCAACAGGUGCAGCUGCCAGGGCUCCAGAAGGAGGAGGUGCAGCAGCAUUUUUUAUCAUUUUUAAUGGGAUUUGUGAACUCCUUAAAUCUUAAAAAAGAAAUCCCAAGCACCUCACUUAAAAUAAAACGUACAUUUAAAAAGUACUGGUAAAAGUCAGUUUUGUUUUGUUUUUUAAAAAAAGGUUGAUCUUUUAAAAUGCAAAAUAUAAAUGAAUCAGCAUGGUAAAAUGAAAUUAUAUGCUAAGAUACAAGUCGGCUUUGCAAAAUACCGUCACUGUUCUGAUAAAACUGAUCAUAGCUCUACGUAGUUGCAUAGAAGACAGCUGUUCAGCAGGUGCAGCUGUCAGGGCUCCUACAACAAUUAAUUUCAUUUUAAUGGGAUUUGUAAACGGCUUAAAUCUUUAAAACUGCCAAGCACCUUGCUUAAAAUAAAAAAGACAUUAAAAAGUAUCAAUAAAAGUCAGAUUUAAAAACAAGCUGACCUUAAAAAUAAAACAACAAACUAUCAAUAAAUUAGCAGUUUAAAAUAUACAUUGUAAAAUAAAGUGAUAUGUUAAAAUGCAAGUCAACUUUACAGCAGUAUUCUGGAGCAAAAUACCAUCACUAUGCUGAUAACACCCAGUCAUAGCUGUGUACAGUUGCUUAGAAGUUCAGCAAGUGUAGCGUUCAGGGCUCCUGCACCAUUAAUGGUUGUGUAGAAGGAGGAAGUUCAGCAGGUGCAGCUUGUGGGGCUCCAGCACUUUUCACAUCUGUGUAGAAAAAGUAAUGCCAGGCAGUGUAGCUUGCUCUGCAAGUUCUGGCUUCCCCAGCUUUUAAAAGGGAUCUUGAAUUGACUUGUAGCAAUGAGAAAAGAGAAAACCUUCCUUCCUUAUAAGGUGCAAUGAUGGCCACUGACAUACAGAUACCUUUAAAAAAGGAUCAGGUAAAUUAGUAGAGGAUAAGACCAUUGAUGUCUCCUAGCCACAAUGGCAACGUUCUCCCUCCAUUGUCAAGCAUUCUUUGGGAAGAGGGAUUGAUUUUUAAGCCAUUCCAGGAAUUGUAGAUCCAUGACAGGGAUAGGGUUUCUCAUAACAAUACUUAGCACCAUUAACAAACCACUUCCCAAAAUUCUUCCUAUACCGCCUUAAGUGUUUAGUUCAGAUGGGGCCCGAGGCUGUAGGUUUUGUCUAAUGUGUCUUUGUUGUCUUUCCCUUCCAUUAGGGAGAAGCCUCCUUUCCUUAACCCAGAUUCCUAAAUUCUGUCUGUAUAAGAAAUCUUCUCUACCUGUGGACUUCUCUGAAAACAACUGGCCACUGCAGGUCAGGCAGCAGUGGAAAAUGGCAGCAGAGCGCGGCGAUGUAUCGACACUGGGUGUAAAGUUAAAGUCUGCCCCCUGGACUACAAUUAAAGUUGAGGAGCCGGACCCAGAAACGGAGCAGAGUCUGGUUCUUGAGAUCCAGGAAGGGAGCACUAGAGGAUUCUGGGAAAGAACCGUUCCGCCACAGGCAAACCGGGAAGGCAACGAAGAGGUGCAGCGGAGCUGGGAAGCUCAACUUCAGGGCUUUGUGAAGGCGCUCGAGUCCCCUCAUUUGGACAGGGGCCGCUCUCAACCGCCACGGCCCACCCCGCAGGACAAUUGCGUUAGGGAGGUGGCUGGAGGACAAAGGGCCACCAAACUCCCGCCAGGCCUCUGCUCGGAGGAGUCACACAAAACCCUGCUGCCCCAAGAUGGGGCAGGCGGCGGGACAGUGAAGGAAGAGGCUCCGGAGGGGGAGACGGUCGCUGAGGAUACUCUGCGGCUGCGCUUCAGACAUUUCUCCUGCCGCGAAGCGGAGGGGCCGCGGGACGUGUGCCGGAGGCUCCGCGAACUUUGCCAUCGGUGGCUGAAGCCUGAAAGGCGUACCAAAGAGGAGAUUGUGGAGCUGGUGGUCUUGGAGCAGUUCCUAGCCCUUCUCCCGAAAGAAAUCCAGAGCAGGAUCAGGGCCUGGGACCCAGAGACUUGCUCCCAGGCAGUGGCCUUGGCGGAAGAUUUCCUGAUGAGUCAGCGGCAGGAUGAGGAGGAAGAAAAGAAGGAGGUAGCUGGGUUUGAUAACUGAGUGGUCCUCGUCCAGCCUUGCUUUAUUUUGUUUAUUCCGGGGAUGGGAAACCACGGUCACCUUCCAGUUCUUUGCCAGACUUCAACUCCCAUCAGCCGCAGCCAGUGUGACCAAUAGGCAUUGGAUGAUGGGAGUUGUAGUCCAGGGAUUAUUUAACUGUAAGCCACUUUGGGGGCGCAAGAACACUGAGUAAUGGCUUUGUCCUUCUCUGUGCAGGAUUAGCCAGUGUGGUGUAGUGGUUAAGAGUGGUGGACUCGUAAUCUGGUGAACCGGGUCCGAUUCCCUGCUCCUCCACAUGCAGCUGCUGGGUGACCUUGGGCUAGUCACACUUCUCUGAAGUCUCUCAGCCUCACUCACCUCACAGAGUGUUUGUUGUCGGGGAGGAAGGGAAAGGAGGUUAGGGUAGUGAUAAGGCGGGAUAUCAAAUCCAAACUCCUCCUCCUCUUCUUCUUCAGAUCACUCAUCAAGAUGGAAAGGCCAGGGCUCAGUGGCAGAGUUUCCUGACCUCUCUCAUAAUGCCAAAACUCAUGGCCUGAAUGUUGGAAGUUUCAGAACAGACAAAAGAAAGAGUUAAACUGUGGAACUCGCUGCCACAAGAAGCGGCAAUGGCCACCAACCUAGAUGACUUUAAAAGAGGACUAGACGCAUUCAUUGAGGAGAGGGCUCUCAAUGGCCAUUAGCUAUGAUGGCUGUGCUCAGCCGCCACAGUGAAAGGCAGUAAUGCUUCUGAACACCAGUUGCUAGAAAGAGACGGGGAAAGGGCUCUUGUGCUCAGAUCCUGCUUGUGAGGCAGCUUGUUGGCCCCGUGAGAACAGGAUACUGAUCCAGCAGGCUCUUCAUAUAUAUAUUUGCAGAAUAUACAUGUAGGUAUCUGUUCAGAAUGAGACCAAGAGCAUCAAGUGAUACUGAGGACAAUCCUAGCAACGUUUUCCAGUGUAUUUCUUAUCAACAAAAAAAUGUGGUGCAGUGUGUGAGCACAUUUUUAUUCUGGAAAGUGUGGCCCAGAGAAAAAAGUUUGAGAACCACUGAUCUAGGAGGAAGCCCAUGAGUUCUAGUGGUACAAAACACAGGGAGAAAAACCUUUAUCUUGCCUGCUUUCCCUGCUCCUCUGUUACGUUCCCCUGCCUAACUUGCCUUUUCCCUUAACUAAAUAUAUAGGCACCUGUCAAUGAGAUGCUGUUUCUCAAUGCUGUUUCAGGUAAUGAGGUCAUCCAGGGAUAAGCCAGAUAGUCUUCCUACGGCAGAAGCGGAACCCCUGGACUUGUGCCAGCAGACGCCAGCCCUGAAGGAGAUCAAACAAGAGGAGGACUUGGACGUUACCAUGCAGGGUAAGGACCUUUUCUGUUACUGGAUUCACAGUUUCCAAUUAGGGGCUUCGUCAAAAGACAUUUGAUGAAUCUGGCAUACGGUUCUGGUAUGAAUGUUUCCCCACCACCACCCUAAUUUUGCCGCUUGCCGAAUUCUGCACAUGCUAUAGGGCUGGGUGCUUUAUCAAAUAUCGCUGAAAACUGGUUUGAAUUCCAUAUUGUCUUAUCAGUUUCAUAGUUUUUGACUUAGCAAUGUAUUGCGAAUCAUGAUACGUGUUUGUGCGCGCGCUAUGCAAAAAUCGCAAUGUGGGGAAAACCGUGACCAUCCUCAUUUCAGACAUUGUGAUAUAUCAGUACACUCGUACCUUGGAAGUCGAACAGAACCCGUUCUGGAAGUCCGUUUGACUUCCGAAACGUUUGACUUCCAGAGCGCAGGAAGCUCCUGCAGCCAAUCGGAAGCCGCAGAAGCCCUGUCAGACGCAGUUAAAAAUGCCGUCGCCAUUUUGGGAGGCACUGUCGGAGCUCUUGAGUCUGGGAGGAGAAAGAGAGAAACAGAGUUGUUUACAUAUCGUGGACUAACUCCUCAGUGGGACUUAAGAGUGACAACUGCCUAAUUUAUGAUGGAAAGAGCGAUGUUAUCUACGAAGGAGAUGAUAUAUGGAAACCAUCUGGACUUAGAUUGGAAGAACGGGAAAUUCACACAGGAUUAUUAUAUUUGCUUAUCGGCUUAAGGAGAUUAACAGAAGAGAUCGUAAAGGAAAAAGAGAAAUUAUAUGAACAAGAUAUGAUGUGGAAACACCAAGAUAAGAUUGGAUAGAACUAUGAACUCUGUUUGGACUGAUUGGGACUGAUUUGGACAUUAAUGCAGUAAUAAGAAGAUGAUUUGAAUCCCCCUUUGGAUCUUGAAGUAUGGGUUCCCCCAACAAAAUUUAAAAAUUUGGCUUUGUAAUUUGGAACGUAUGUGAUGUGAUUUAAUUUGAUGUGAUUGGCCAGUUAAUAAAAAUUAUUAUAAAAAAAAACCAAAAAAAACCAACAGAAGCCCCGUCAGACGUUCGGCUUCCAAAAGAACGUUAAAAAACCAGAACAAUCACUUCCGGUUUUUGAUCAUUCAGGAGCCAGAACGUUCAACUCCCAAGGCGUUUGGGAGGCAAGAUACGACUGUAUAUCACAAUGUUUAGCUGGUGAUAUCUCACAAAGUUGAAAAGCAGCUCCAUCCUUAAUCCAGAUCUUGUGCUAUAUCUGAAUAUCGUGAUGUUUAGCCAGUGAUAUAUUGUCAUGUUGAAAACUGGAUAUCGCCCAGCCUAACACACUGGAAGGUCCCUUUGAACUCUAUGAUUCUAUGACUCAAGGGGGCUGCACCUCUUAUCAUCCCUGACUGUGGGUCUUGCUGGCUAUGCUCUGGCGGAGGCAGUGGGAACCACAGGAGGGGAGAGAGCUCUUGGGCUCAGAUCCGGCUUGCAGGUUCCCCCAGGCAUGGUUGACCGCUGUAAGAACUGCUGGACUAGGUGGGCCAUUGGCAGGAUCCUGCAGCUGGGCUCUUGUUACAUUCUCAUGGCUGUGGAGGCUGAUGGGAACUGGAUUCUUCACUACAUAUGAAAUAGAUCAGGGGUCAGCAAACUUUUUCAGCAGGGGGCCGGUCCACUGUUCCUCAGACCUUGUGGGGGGCGGACAAUAUGGGGGGGGUGGAAUUAACGAAUUCCUAUGUCCCACAAAUAAUCCAGAGAUGCAUUUUACAUAAAAGGGCACAUUCUACUCAUGUAAAAACACGCUGAUUCCCCGACUGUCCGUGGGCCAGAUUUAGAAGGCGAUUGGGCCGGAUCCGGCCCCUGGGCCUUAGUUUGCCUACCCAUGAAAUAGAUCACCAGGAGGAAUGGAAAUGGGAUGGAGCAGCUGCAAUUCUGGCAGAACAAAGGGUGGCAUUCAACGUCACACUGAGUUAAAGGUCCCCCAGCGGUCUACGAGUUGUGCUUGCACAAGAGAAGGCCACGGAUCUCACAGCUGGUUUCAAAACUGAUCGCUGUAGCCGCUGAUACUUCUAGUUGCACAACUGUUUUGCUGGAUGUCUUAGCUUGCAACCGUUAUUCUUGCCCUUACAUUGGUGGACAAGAGAGCAUUGAAUCUGGACCAUAGGUAGGAUUCAGCUUUCUCAGAAUAGACCCAUUGACAUGAAUGAACAUGACUAAGUUUGUUCUGUUAAUUUCAGUGGCUCUGCUCUGCAUAAAAUCUAGUUGAAUAACACCUGUAAUAUACCUUUUCUGCUCAUUUUAAUUCUUUGUCUUUAUAUGUAUGUCAGCAUAGAUAUCUCUGCUAACAAAUAAUCCCCGUUCUCAAAUCUUUGCUGCAGGGCUUGGGUGUAUUGUUCUUAGUAUUUGAUUUGGAUUUCAAUAAAGUUCUACAUGGGGAUCCGAGGAUAUCUUCUUUAUUCAGGUCUCCUGUUGUUUUAUUAAAAUGUGAUUCGAGGAUCCCUUUUCCACUGUUCAGGAGAUCAUUUAGUUUCUGCAUUCUCCCCCUUUGUAUUCUAGAAAGUAAUUUGAGGAAGGAGAAGACCCAUACAGAAGUCUCUGGAGACGUGCAGCCAUAUUGGAUGUCGUCAGGGAGCUGCGACCAGCACAUUUCCCCCCAUCCUGAUUUUUGGGAAGCCUCCGAGAGACGCAUGGGAAGUGGACCCGAGAAUGAAAGCUUGAUUCAUUGUCCUCAAGGCUGUUGCAAACAAUUCAAUGGAACAAGCAACCACCAGAGAAUCUUCAAAGGCGAGGGACGGAUCUCUUGCACUGAGUGUGGGCAGCUUUGCAGAAGCGAUCAUGGUGAAGAUUGGAGAAUGCACUUGGAAGAGAAGCCUUACGAGUGCUCGGAUUGUGGGAAAAGGUUCAGCCGGAAAGCCGACCUUGUCAGUCAUCAGAGAAUACACACGGGGGAGAAACCCUACAAAUGCCCAGACUGCGGGACCAGCUUCAGCGACUGCUCGAGCCUCAGCAGGCACCGCAGGACCCACAGCGACGAGAGGCCCUACAUCUGCUCGGAGUGUGGGAAGAGCUUCGCUCAGAGAGCAAACCUUAUUAAGCAUCACCGGACCCACACAGGGGAGAGGCCUUAUACCUGCUUAGAGUGCGGGAAGAGCUUCAGCCAGCAGUCGAACCUGAUCUUGCACAGGAGAACCCACACAGGAGAGAGGCCCCAUAAGUGCCCUGAGUGCGGGAAAGGCUUCAGCCGGAGGUCGCACCUCCGUGUCCACGAGAGAGCCCACACCGGAGAGAAGCCGUUCCUGUGCUCGGUUUGCGGGAAAGGCUUCAGCCGGAGGCCUAAGCUGGUGACGCACCAGAGAAUCCACACGGGAGAGAAACCGUACGAAUGCUCUGACUGUGGCAAAGGUUUCACGGGAGCCUCUAGUCUGAACAGGCAUAAGCGGAUUCAUUCCGGGCAGAUCCCACAGGUCACCCCACGGCAACUGAUUUUUAACAGAAGCCAUGUUUUGAACUGAGCAACGGUUUUGAGAUGUUUAGUAGGCCUCAAAAACCUACAGUGUUCAGGAGGCCCCAAAGGCCUACAAGCCCCAAUGACCCACUUCUAUGCACAGUGGACUCUGGUGUCGUGGUUUGAGCGUCCGGCUAAGACUGUGAAUAUCCGAGGUUGUAGUCAAUUCACUCCCAGCCUGAGCGGACCCAUUGAAACGAAAGAACCUACACCAGUCAUGUCCGUUAACGUCUGUGUGUCUACUCUGAGUAGGACUAGCAUUGAAUACGACCGCUGGGAUCAAAUCCCCACUCAGCCAUAAGGCUUCCUUAGGGGACCUUGGGCUAGGGCAGUGGUUCCCAAACUUUUUCGGGUCACUGCCCUCUUGGUUCCAUAAGCUCACCCCCCCAGUGCCCCCUACACUAUGAAAGGCAUUAUUCAGAAUAGCGGUUUCCACGACCCGCUGAGGAAGAUAACAACACAAUCAAAUUCAAAACAGGAACAAUUAAUUGCACAGAUAUUCUAAAUCCAGUUAAAACUAUUUCGUAGCGUUGGAAGGGACCCUGAGGGUCAUCCAGUCCAACUCCGUGCAAUAAUUUAGUUGAAUUCAACAAAAUUGAUUAACUUGAUCCCCUGAUGCCAGCUUUUCAAAGUCUGCUGGUCACUUACACUUCCUGUGUAUAUUGUUGUUCUUUACAUUUUAAGCAAUGUGCUCCUUGUAUUCUCUUUCCUCCACCCCGGCAUCCCUUAGAGUCUGCUUGAAUUUAUUUUGCCACAAGUUUGUGUUCCAUUUUGUUCCCUACAUUUGAACAAGACUUACGUUUUCUGAAAGAUGCCUUCUUGCCUCAAAUAGUUUCCUUGACUCUGCUCAUUAACCACGCUGGCAUCCUCUUGGCUCUGGUGGCACCUUUCCAAUUUAUUCUAGCUGAGCUUCUGUUAUUGAGGUUUUGGUGCCGCCCCACUUUGGGACAGAGAUUUGACCCCUUUGGCUUUCCUUUUCAAAAUUCUUUAUACUAAUUCCUUAGUUUUUGUAAGGUUCCUCAAUUUGAAGUCAAACAUGACUGAGUUGGACCUCCUUGGCCUUUGUUCAGUCAUAAAUAUAUUGGAUUUGAUAGCGCUUGGGUCGGCAUUUCCAGUUGGUUCAAUACCACUUAAGUAUCCUGCCCCAAAGUCCUAAGCAGCACUUAAGAUCUCAGCCUAGACUGCCUCACAAGGUUGUUGGUAAGGGGAAAUCCUUGCAAGGUGGGGUAUAAAAAUGUAAUAAAACACAUAAAAUAAGUAGAAAACCAACGUAUGGGCAGUGAUGUGCGAUCCCCUCCCCUGGAAAAGUGGAUUUUGUGUGAUCCCUUGGCAUAUUCACUUAAUGAGGGGUGAACGAUGCAUGUGUGAACUUGCCGCAAGAAGGUGAUUUCAGGGGCAUCUGGGGAGCUUACAGAUGGCACUUGAAGCAUGAAUGGGGAGCCGGUGCCCCUCAAUAUGUUGCUGGACUCCAUUUCCCAUCAUCCCUGACCAUUGGCCAUGCUGGCAGGGCCUGAUGGGAGCUGGAAUACAACAACAUCCCGAAGGCCACAGGCUCCCCAUUCCUGGAUUAAAACAUCCACUGUAUAUUUUGGAAUCUUGUUUGUCUGUUUAAUGUGCAUUUUUGGACACCUCUUAAGAUCAUUGUGACCUAAUUUCCAAUUACUGUCCCUGAGUUCAACACACAGGCUUUCUUCCGUGUUUGGAUACAGCUGGAUGCCAUUUUGAAUCAAGAUGGCUGACUAGACCCUUCAGAACAACACUGAUUUAAAAACUGCAGUGAUUUUGUUGUGGUCGUUGUUACUUAGGGUUGUAUCCAGUGCUGGUCCUACUCAGAGUAGACGGAUUGAAGUGAAUGGGCAUGACUAACUUAGGUCCAUUAAUUUCAGUGCGUCUACACUGAGUAGGACUUUGCUAGAUAUAGCCCUUAGGAUUCCAGAGGAUUGCCUGUGCAUGAGGCUGCUAGUCAGUAAAUAAAGUCCUGCUUAUCCAGAAAGUUCCUUUCCAGUUGUCCUUCUGUUCUCUGGCUUCCAUAAUAAAUGCCCAUAACCAACUGUUCCCUGGGUUCAUUCCCUUCCCUUCUCUCUUUAGGGUCUAAAAAUCCUUUGCAGUGGACUUAGGCCCAAUCUGUACUAUACAUUUCAAGCAGUACUGGAGCUCUUCAAGCAGUCGUGGCUUCCUGCAAAGAAUCCUGGGAAGUGUAGUUUUUUUUUAAAAGGGGGGGCUGAGAGUUGCUAGGAGACCCAUAAUGCCCAUUCUAGACUGUAAAAGUGGCAGCUUUUACACUUCAGAACUCCCUGCUCAUUGACAUUCGGCAGGUGCCUUUUCAGCACCUGCUAAAAUCUUUUGUGUUUAGGGAAUCCUACCUGGACAUGUAAAAUUGAUGUGCG